AUGGCUCCGACGACUUCGAAGGACACUCCUCCUCCGUCUGAUGUAGGGCCGCAGGCAGGGGUUUCAAUGACUCCUAUGCCCGCACUAGGAGGUGCAGCUGAGAGAGUGAUCUCCAUUCCUUCUGACAAAGAGGAGGAGGCCUCGGUGGUUCAGGUGGAGGAGGCCAUCCGACAGUUGCUGGCCCUUCGCGCGAAAAGUUUCGAAAUUGUUGACCUCACGUCCAGCGAAGUUCGAUCAGCAGUGGAAGAGCGCGACCGACGAUUGAACGAGACCAUGUCGUUGGAGGCAAGGCUGUCAGCAGAGUUGGAGCAGGUCAAGGCCGAGGGCGAACGAGUGGCCUACGAACAACAGAAGGCCGAUAAUCACUUUUCUCGCAUGUCUUCCGAGAUAGCGAAGCUGAAGCAAGUCAUAGCUGAUGCGCAGGCCUCCUUAGCUACUCAAGAGAAGGCUCGCGAACAGUUGGCAAUGGAGUUGGAGGAUAUUGAAUCCCGUCGACAAUCGGUCAUUGGUUCCGUUGAGGAAAAGGACCAAGCCCUCAAGCAGGCUAGAGAUACAAUCCAAGAUUUGGUCUCGCGUACUGAGGAAGAUUUUUGCCAAGAGAUCCUGAUGAAUCUCGAGCUUCAUUAUGCCAGGGAGAUUCGUGAGCCAGAGUUACGGCUGAGAGCUUUGUAA
Asparagus officinalis (garden asparagus) is the source of this 672-nucleotide messenger RNA. RefSeq lists its product as uncharacterized. The transcript has 3 exons. Lineage: Eukaryota; Viridiplantae; Streptophyta; Magnoliopsida; Asparagales; Asparagaceae. The record is from RefSeq and is a predicted model, not a curated record. The coding region runs from base 1 to 672 and encodes 223 amino acids.